AUGUUCAAGAGAUCGUUUGUUCUCUUCCAGAAGGCAUCAUCUCGGAUGCCUCCUGUGGAGCUCCAAUACAAAAACAUGUUGAAAGACCCCAAGGGUAAAUAUAAUGCCUUCAAGAAGGUUCAUUUACCCAAUAGAACUUGGCCCAACAAAGAAAUCACCAAGGCUCCAAGAUGGUUGUCUACUGAUUUGAGAGAUGGGAACCAAAGUUUGCCUGAUCCAAUGAGCGUUGCAGAAAAGAAGGAAUACUUUCACAAGUUAAUUGAUCUUGGUUUCAAGGAAAUUGAAGUAUCAUUCCCAUCUGCUUCCCAAACUGAUUUUGACUUCACCAGAUACGCUGUUGAAAACGCUCCAGAGGAUGUUUCUAUUCAAGUCUUGACUCAAUCUAGAGAUCAUUUGGUCAGAAGAACUGUUGAAUCUGUUAAAGGUGCAAAGAGAGCCACUAUCCACACGUAUUUGGCUACUUCCGACGUGUUCAGAGAUGUUGUCUUCAAUAUGUCUCAAGAUGAAGCUAUUGCUAAGGCCAUUGAAACCACCAAAUUGGUGAAAUCUUUGACUAAAGAUGACCCAACUAUGCAAGACACAAUCUGGAGUUUAGAAUUCUCUCCUGAAUGUUUCAGUGAUACUCCUGUUGAGUUUGCCGUAGAAAUCUGUGAAGCUGUCAAGAACGUAUGGGAACCUACUGUGGAAAACCCCAUUAUUUUCAACUUACCUGCCACUGUUGAAGUUGCUUCUCCAAACGUCUAUGCUGAUCAAAUCGAAUACUUCUGCACUCACAUCACCGAAAGAGAAAAGGUUUGUGUCUCUGUCCAUCCUCACAAUGACAGAGGUUGUGGUGUUGCAGCUGCUGAAUUAGGUGUUUUGGCUGGUGCAGACAGAGUCGAAGGUUGUUUGUUCGGUAAUGGUGAAAGAACUGGUAAUGUUGAUUUAGUCACCGUUGCCUUGAACAUGUACACUCAAGGUGUUUCCCCUAAUUUGGAUUUCUCAGACAUUGAAUCAGUCAUUGAAAUUGCUGAAAGAUGUAAUAAGAUCAAUAUUCACCCAAGAGCUCCAUACGGUGGUUCUCUUGUUGUUUGUGCUUUCUCUGGUUCUCAUCAAGAUGCUAUCAAGAAGGGUUUCACCAAGAGAGAAGCCAGAAAUGAAGUUGCAUGGAAAAUUCCUUAUUUACCAUUGGAUCCAAAAGAUAUUGGUAGAAGUUAUGAAGCUGUCAUUAGAGUCAACUCCCAAUCUGGUAAAGGUGGUGCAGCUUGGAUUAUUCUCAGAACCUUGGGAUUGGAUUUGCCCAGACAGAUGCAAGUUGCUUUCUCUGGUGUUGUCCAAGAUUCAGCUGAUAAGUUGGGUAGAGAAUUGAAGACUGAAGAAAUUGCUGAGCUUUUCAAGCAAGAAUAUAUUGCUACAUCAGAUGCUCCCAUUCAGGCUCUUGAUCACUAUGAAUUGGCCAAGAAGAAUGAUAAAGGUGAUAAGCAAAUCGAUGCUGGUUUGGCCAUCAAUGGACAAAAUGUCCCUAUUGUUGGUUCGGGUAAUGGUCUUAUUUCUGCUUUUGUUGACGGUAUUUCCAAGAAGUUCAACACCAAGUUUGAAGUUGCCAACUAUAGUGAACACUCUUUAGGUUCUGGAUCAUCAGUUAAAGCUGCAACUUACAUUCAAUUGAAGUAUUUGAACCGUGAAGGUGAAAAGGCUGCUACUUGGGGUUGUGGUAUUGAUGGGGAUGUUUCCCAAGCUUCUUUGCAAGCCAUUGUCAGCGUCCUUAACAAGUUGGUUGCAGCCAAUGAGAUUUCUAUUUAG
Lizanozyma spartinae is the source of this 1782-nucleotide messenger RNA. It is a transcript of the gene LEU4, whose product is annotated as 2-isopropylmalate synthase. Gene Ontology annotation, cellular component: mitochondrion. Lineage: Eukaryota; Fungi; Ascomycota; Pichiomycetes; Serinales; Debaryomycetaceae. The transcript has a single exon. The coding region runs from base 1 to 1782 and encodes 593 amino acids. Gene Ontology annotation, molecular function: 2-isopropylmalate synthase activity. Gene Ontology annotation, biological process: L-leucine biosynthetic process. The record is from RefSeq and is a predicted model, not a curated record.